AUGAAUAAAUUUGAUAAAUCUCUCACGAAAAAAUUAAAACCAUAUCACACAUCAUCCUCACACUCACCCUCACCAGCAUCAUGUGGAAUUACCGAUCCAGUGAAUCUUACAAGACGUAAUGAACGAGAAAGAAAUCGUGUGAAAUUAUUAAACAUGGGAUUCCAUCGUCUACGAGCUGUGGUCCCAUGUCGUUCAG
Molecule: messenger RNA, 196 nt
Organism: Schistosoma turkestanicum
Lineage: Eukaryota; Metazoa; Platyhelminthes; Trematoda; Strigeidida; Schistosomatidae
Source: the annotation of a GenBank genome assembly